This is a messenger RNA of Corythoichthys intestinalis (scribbled pipefish), 3100 nucleotides long. RefSeq names its product polycystic kidney disease 2-like 1 (gene pkd2l1). Gene Ontology annotation, biological process: detection of mechanical stimulus; potassium ion transmembrane transport. The transcript is spliced from 15 exons. Bases 26 to 2449 code for a protein of 807 amino acids. Gene Ontology annotation, molecular function: calcium ion binding; calcium channel activity; muscle alpha-actinin binding. NCBI's taxonomy places the organism in Eukaryota, Metazoa, Chordata, Actinopteri, Syngnathiformes, Syngnathidae. Gene Ontology annotation, cellular component: membrane. The record is from RefSeq and is a predicted model, not a curated record.
UGACUUUCCUCUCUGAUCCUCCAACAUGAAGAGUCUGAACAACCGUGCCGAUAGCCACCUGUCCAGCCAGGUGGAAUGUGAGUUGGAAAAUAUGGGUUCAUGGGUGAACCAGGGAUACAUUGACAGUUCACCACCUUUGCCCCGAGUUGUGAGCACAGUCUACAACCCGCAGCCCCUCUUUCAGGGCUCCAUGGAGAGCAUGUACAACGUGGACACCCCAGCCACCUUUCGAGAGGAGCCACACUCAGCUGAUAAAAUCCUUGUGAAUGAACGCAGAGGCUGCUGUUCUUUCAUUAAAGGUUUAUGGGGUACAACACUGACUGAGAACACCUCCAACAACCGGGAACUGUUUGUCCGCACCACUCUCCGGGAGUUAAUGAUCUAUGUGGUCUUUUUGGUGGAUAUUUGUCUUUUGACAUACGGUAUGACAAGCUCCAGCACCUACUAUUACACUAAAGCCAUGACUGACCUGUUUGUGAAUACAGCCGGAGAAAGCGGGGUAAAGUUUCAGUCCAUAAGUACUAUGGGGGAUUUCUGGACUUUUGUUCAGGAACCAUUAUUAGAUAACCUGUACUGGACUAAAUGGUACAAUAAUCAGUCCAUGGACAGUGGUGAUCAGUCAUUCAUCUACUAUGAGAAUAUGUUGCUGGGAGUACCCAGGAUGAGGCAGAUCAAGAUUAAAAACAACUCCUGCAAAGUUCACAAAGACUUCCAGGAUGAGAUCAUGGGAUGUUACGAUGUCUACAACGAGAAAAAGGAGGACGAUCUCAACUUUGGACUAAUCAACGGCACUGCAUGGAGCUACCAAACGGAGAAAGUGAUCAAAGGUUCCUCCCAUUGGGGUUUGUUGACGACUUACAGUGGAGCUGGAUACUACCAGGACCUGGCUCGAACCAAGGAGGAAAGCGCAGUUGUCCUGAAAGAACUGGAGGACAACCUUUGGCUGGAUCGAGGAACCAGGGCUGUCUUCAUUGACUUCUCCACUUACAAUGCAAACAUCAACAUGUUCUGUGUCAUCAGGUUGCUAGUGGAAUUCCCGGCAACUGGCGGGGCGAUUCCUUCCUACCAGAUUCGAACAGUUAAAUUGAUUCGUUACAUCAGUUACUGGGAUUACUUCAUCCUGGGCUGUGAGAUGGUCUUUUGUUUAUUCAUCCUCUACUAUAUUGUGGAAGAGAUUCUUGAGCUUCGAAUACACAAGUUCUCCUACUUCAAAAGCAUCUGGAACAUACUGGACAUAGUAGUCAUACUGCUUGCCGUUGUUGCCAUCGUGUUCAACAUUUUCCGCACAGUUAAAGUGGACAAAUUGCUUAGCAAACUGUUGGACCAACCUGAAAUCUAUGCUGACUUUGAAUUUCUGGCGUUCUGGCAAACACAAUACAACAAUAUGAAUGCUGUUAACCUGUUCUUUGCAUGGAUUAAGGUGUUCAAAUACAUUAGCUUCAAUAAAACCAUGACCCAGCUGUCCUCAACUCUGGGUCGCUGCGCCAAAGACAUUGUAGGGUUUGCCAUCAUGUUCUUCAUCGUGUUUUUCGCAUAUGCUCAGCUUGGAUAUUUGCUGUUUGGUACAGAAGUGGAAACCUUCAGCACCUUUCUCAAGUGCAUCUUCACCCAGUUCAGGAUCAUUCUAGGAGACUUUGAUUAUGAUGCAAUUGAUCGUGCAAACAGAGUCCUCGGACCCAUUUAUUUUGUCACCUAUGUUUUCUUUGUUUUCUUUGUCCUACUUAACAUGUUCCUUGCCAUCAUAAAUGACACAUAUUCUGAGGUGAAAGAGGAGCUAUCGUCCCAGAAAGAUGAGCUCCAGUUCACAGACAUUAUAAAACAGAGCUACAUGAAGACAUUUAUGAAGCUGAAACUUAAAAAUGAGAAAAUAUCAGAUGUUCAGAGGGCUCUACGCGCUGGAUCCGGCGAAAUUGAAUUCAAGGAUUUUAGAGAAACUUUGAAAGAGAUGGGACAUGCUGACCAUGAAAUUUCUGCAGCUUUCUCACAGUUUGACCGUGAUGGGAACCACAUUCUGGAUGAGGAAGAACAGGAGAAAAUGAAAACAGAGCUCGAGGAAAAGAGGGAUGCUCUUGCUGCAGAACUCAACAAUCUUGGAAUAAACUAUGGGAGAGAUUUAGCGGGAAAUCCUCCAGUGAUCCUAAAUGACCAAAAGACCAACUCUGGUCACACUUUUAUGGACCGAGAGCAGUUUCUAAGAUUGGCCAGGCAGGUUCUCCAGCUUGAAAAUGCCAUGUCUGGCAUUACAGUGAAGAUUGAGUUGAUUCUGAAGAAAAUUGGGAUAGAAGACAUAACUGAUAUGAACAAAAACAAUGGGAAGUCAGUGACCAACCACAACGCGGAUAAAAAUACCUCGGAUGGUAGCAUCCUGGUUUGUGUUGACCGAGGGACAAAGCCUGCGAUGCCACCGGGAAGAAUUUGUCCAAUUCCCACAUACGACUGCCAUAUGUGAUAAAACCUUCAUAUGUGAUGGUGGAAUAUGUUCCAAUGGUGAUGAAGAAUGAGUUACAGAUCAAAUAUUUAACGCUUUAAGAGUAAUCUCUUUAAAAUAUCCUUCACAACAAACACUUCAAUAAGCAAAUGUUCAAUACUUUAAUGCAUUUAAGCUUCAAUUGAUCUUUUUUGAUUGAAAUAUGUAAAUAACUAUGCAUUUUUGCUUUUUGUUCUAGACAUCAGAACUAAAAAAAAUACAAAUAAAAAUAAAUAAAUAAAUAAAAAAAAGCUUAAAUAUUUAUGCUCCUACAAUGUAGUGUUGUAGAUUCCAUCCAAAACUAAAUGUGUUGUUAAAUAUAUUUCAAUAAAACUGUUGUGCAAUACAGUAUAAAUAAUAUAUGCCUAAUGUCUGGCUUUUAGUUGCUAAAUGGUUAAUGAUUACAUGUAACAGUAGUUAUUUUACCAUUUACUCAAAGGUGAUCUACUUCCAUGCAUAGGUGAAGGUGAAGUGUGAAGAACUUUGUAAAAUGUUAAUAUGCAAUAAAGGGUUUAAUAAUCCCUCCCUUUGUUCAGGUUUUGCGCUGCAAAUGCUCAUAUUCAAAAGAGCAAAGUGUUUUGGUUAGACGCAAAAUAUAAAUGCAGUGACAUGAAUGUCUAAUAAAGAGCCCAA